Messenger RNA from Ylistrum balloti, 4784 nucleotides. RefSeq lists its product as uncharacterized. The record is from RefSeq and is a predicted model, not a curated record. Bases 71 to 3247 code for a protein of 1058 amino acids. The transcript is spliced from 6 exons. NCBI's taxonomy places the organism in Eukaryota, Metazoa, Mollusca, Bivalvia, Pectinida, Pectinidae. Gene Ontology annotation, molecular function: protein binding.
CGUUUUUAAUUUUACUUCCGCCAGCCCACGGGCGUGGUUGUGUGUACGUUUGUGAGAAACAACUUCAAAAAUGGAAACCAAACAAGAAUUGACUAGUUGCCAAGAAUCUGCCAUAGAUGUCCACAAUGACUUGGUAGAUUAUAUUGGUCAGAAGCUUGACGAAAGUGCGUUUGAACGAUUGAGGGAUUUUUUCACUGACAUUCCAUUUAAAACAGCAGAGCUGGUUAAUAUAAAAAGUGUUCGUGCUCUAGUCAAUGCUCUAAUAAAACAUACAAUUAUAGAUAUUGGGAACUAUGCCAAAUUGAUACAAAAAUUGCGGCGUGUGCAUCCUCAGCUGGCAAUUCAUGUUCAGAAGAAAGAAGAUGAAAUAAAGGCUAUUCUGAAUGAUGAUGGUCCAUCACCAACCAAACAUAUCAGGAGAGAGGAAAGUCAACAACAACCUACAGCAAACCUGUCUGCUGUGAAUACACCAACAGCCAGCACAAGCCAGGAAACACAGAAAAUCCAUGACGACCUAGUACCCAUGAUAGCCAAAGCCAAAAAAAAGAUCAAAACAGAAAUAAAGGAGAAAACAUUUUUGAAGACCAAAGCUUUCCGUGAUGCUCAAGAGAAACUUCCAAAGAACAAGAUUGUAGUUAUAAAGGGUAACAUAGGUGACGGCAAGACCUCUUACGCCAUUCGACUCAUGGACUGGCUGGUCGAGGAGCAGCAAUGCAGAAAUCCACUUCAGCUUCACAAAAUAGAGAAUUUAGAUUUAAUGUCACCAAGUUCAAAUCUGAUUGCUUUUAUUGAUGAUAUUUUUGGAAAGAAAGAUUUAGGUAGAAUUGAUGAGUGGGACGAAAGAAUCACAGAUGUAGAGACACUUUUUCUUGACGAACAAAUUGAGCCCAAUUUUUUGCUUAUUACAAUCCGUAAUGAAAUAUUUAAUGCUUUGAAAAAAUCUUCUUUGGGAAAAGUUUUCAAUGAAGAAAAUAUCAUUGAUCUAAGUUCAGAUAAGUACAAAAUUUUAGAGGAAAGAAAAAGCCUUUUAGAGUUGUAUAAACCAGAAGAUGAGAAUUUUUCAUGGACACAGAUAGAAAGAGAUGAGAUUUUAAUUUGCUCACCGAAGUUUGGAUUUCCACAGUGUUGUUACCUUUUUCGUAACGUCACAGAAUUGCAGAAAAAUCGGACACAAUUUUUUAAGACUCCUAUCAAAUUUUUUAUUGAAACAUUGGCAAGACUACCACAAUGUUCUGCCAUCUUGUUUCUCUUCCUCAGUGGAGGGAAGGUAAAAGCAACAGAUCUAGAUCCAAACAGUGAUAAAAUCAACACAAAAUACAAAACAUUGUUAGAUCAAGCCUUUAACAUCAAACUGUUUGAUGGAGGAGACAACAGAGCCCAAAUGACAGAUAUGGAAAGAAUUGGAUUUGUAAAAGAAAGUUUAGAGAAGUUAUUAGGAGGUUUAGUGGUGAAGGAGAAAAGAUGGCUUCACGGUGGUGUAUACAGAUUUAGUCAUGCUUCUAUAAAUGUCACAGUAGCUCUUUUGUAUGGAAAGAAAACACCAUUUGGUUACAUAAAGUAUUGUCCCAGGGAAUUCCUAAGGUAUCUAACAACCUCAGAAACAUCCUCAAACAUGGUUGUCAUAUCACCUGAUCAUUAUACAUGUUUGUGUGAACGUCUUCUCCGAGCAUUUGAGUGUAACACAUAUGAUGUUAUUAUUGGCUCUCUAGAAAUUUGGAAGGAUCGGGUAUUUGUUGAAAGAUUUUUCAGAUGGUUGAAUUAUAAAGAGGUUAAUGAACUUGAUAUGUUAAAUAAGGCAUGCUAUAAUGGUGCAAAGGAAUGUGUGUUAUAUCUUUUGAGAAAGGGAGUUAAACCUGACAAAGCCACACAGAUAUGGCUAAUGAUUUUAGGAGGUUACAUAUUUAGAGGUGGAAAGGGAGAUGUGAAUGUACUUAAGGAAGUUGUUACAUACCUGAAUGAAGAGAUAAAACUUGACUUGUUGAAGAAUGCAUGUGAUUCUGGUUCAGAAGAAUGUGCUUUGUAUCUUCUGAGGGAAGGAGUCAGACCUGACAAGGAUACAGAAUGUUGGCCAUUGAUUUCAGGUGAUAGGUAUGGAGGUAAGGGAGAUGUGGAUGUACUCAAAAAAGUUGUUACAUACCUGAAUGAUGAGAACAAACUUGUCUUGUUGAAUAGAGCUUGUGAUUCUGGUUCAGAAGAAUGUGCUUUGUAUCUUCUGAGAGAAGGAGUCAAACCUGACAAGGAUACAAAAUGUUGGCCAUUGAUUUCAGGUGAUAGGUAUAGAGGUAAGGGAGAUGUGGAUGUACUCAAAAAAGUUGUUACAUACCUGAAUGAUGAGAACAAACUUGUCUUGUUGAAUAGAGCUUGUGAUUCUGGUUCAGAAGAAUGUGUUUUGUAUCUUCUGAGAGAAGGCGUCAAACCUGACAAGGACACAAUGUUGCAUGUGGCGAAGGGAGGGAGUGUAAAUUUGUUUAGGAAACUACUGCAGUAUGGCAUCACUCCAACAUCGAGGGAUGGUAACAAUGACAAUGCCCUACAUAAGGCAUGUCAGUAUGAGAGAAAUGAGAUGGUGACCAUGUUGUGUGAUUCUUAUCCAUAUUUGGUACAUGACACUAAUGAAGAAGGACAAACCCCACUCCAGGUGGUGGCAGAGACAGGAAAUUGUUGUUUAUUCCAGAAAGUCGAAACAACUACAUUGGAAAGUCUCUGUAGAGUUGAACGUGAACAAAACAAAUGUGAGACAGUAGACGGACAUAUUGUACACAGGAGUUGUGCGUGUGCUCAAUACAUGUCGAAGUUAGUGGAUGAUGAAGGACAGACGGUGUUACAUGUUAGUUGUAGGGGAGGACACAAAGAGGUUUGUGUAUAUUUGUGUGAAACCUUCCCAGCGCUGACAGCAGCUGUAGAUGAUGAAGGACGGACUGCAUUACAUGUUAGUUGUAUGGAAGAAAAUGAGGUGAUUUGUGAAUAUUUAUGCGAGAAUUUUCCAUCGCUGACCAUAGAUUUAGAUAAUAAUGGCGGUCAUUUUCUACAUUACGUAGCUGAGUAUAUGUAUUUCGAUGAUGUGGGCUGGUUCCAGACAUGUGAGACUUAUGUAAAACAGUACCUAGAAUCAACGGGAGAAAGGUAUGACAUCACAAAUAUAAUUGACUGGUAUGGAAGGUCUAUUCUACACGUUGCAAUGGAAAGAAUAGAUUGGAAAGAAACCAACCUUUUAUAUUAUCACCUAGCCAAAGUAUUUGCUGAAUAAAAGUGCUGGCAUUUUUCCUGUAGAAUUGUUACAAUACACGUUUAGGUAAUAUUCUUUGUCCCUGAGCUUGGUUAUUUUUCUGGGAGAUGGAGCUCCUUUCCGGUUUGUCUUUCUAGUACAAUUGUCAUAAUACACUUUUAAAUGAUAUCCUUUGUACACAAGCUCUGUAACUUCUCAGUGGUGUAACGCCGUUUCGAAAUCUCUCUCCAGUAAUUUUUAUAAAAUGAUGCGUUGAGAUGGUGGAUUUCUGGAUGAUGGAGUUACCUUCCCGUACAUCUCCCCAGUAUUAUUGUCAAUACCUUUUUAGGUAAUAUCUGCGUUGUAGUAGGAAAACAACUUAGCAUGUGCCAUGAUUGUUAAAAUACCUGUGAGAGGUAUUCCUCUGGUUUUCUUGUUUUGCAAAUCAUUCCAAUGUUAAGACUUUAAGAACACCAUAAUAGUCCGUAUACUUUUUAUAGUCAUUGAUACAAUGAUAUACUGUUCACCAUAUGUCUUAUAGUACGUCAACAUUUUUAAGGUUUUAUUGAAAGAAAGAAAUCCUGAAACAUCACAUGAUUUGAAUAUUGCCCCUCCUUUCAGUAAUUUUUUUCAAUUGAGCCCUCUAUCUGAUUAGUCCACCUUCAUCAGAUAGUGGGAUGUUGCAAUUACAUAACCUCUCUGAUCAGUCAUUAGUCCCUGAAUAACUCUUCUUAUUGCUAUUUCUUGAAAAGUAAUGGAUUAAUCUUUCAAAAUUCCAUACGAAGGUUCUCUUUGGUUCCUAGUUGUGCGCUUUUCAUUGUUGGACCAAUCAAAAAACAAAAUGGCUGUCAGGCGGCCAUGUCGAUUUUUUUUUUUUUUUUAAAUUAAAAUUAUAGCUAUUUAAUGAAAAGUACAAGAUGGAUCUUCCUCAUGUUUCAUAUGAACUUGUAAAUCACCCUUACUCCCUAGUUGUGUUUUUUUUCAAUUUUUUGACUGAUCAUAUAAACAAAAUGGCAGACUGGCAACUCUCUUGGAUUUGGUCUUUUAAAAUUAUUAUCACUAUUUCUGUAGAGGGAUUUUCAAAUUUCAUGUAAUCGAGAACUAAACGGGAAAGAAAAGAUGGGAAAAGAUAAGACCUUUUAAAGAAAUAAUGCAAGUCAAACAAUGGUGGGCAGGAAGCUUAAGAUAGAGGCUCUGAGAGUUAUAUUUAUACAAUACACGAUUGAUAUUAAUAUGCAUUGAUGACUGAAGCAUGGGAGGUAACUCCUGUGUAUUUUUGUAUCUCAAUUCCUGAAAAAUAUAUAGUAUGUACAGUUACUAAGGUGGUAACUGUGACAGAAUGUGUGGUAUUUUGAUACUGGAUUAUUUUUCAAUGAAUUUCUUUAUGAAUUUAUAUAUUAUUGUUUUAUAUAACUGCAUUGUAUUGAUAUACAAGACAUAUAUGCUAUAUAUCACAAUGUGAUACCACAAAGUCUGUGAUGAUACAUACAACAAAUUCUAUAUAUAAUGCAUGACAGGAGAAAGUAAUUUUGCAUUAUGGAUGUUGAUUUAAUAAAAAAAGUGUCAUAAUUAUAAAGAU